This is a messenger RNA of Portunus trituberculatus (swimming crab), 8216 nucleotides long. RefSeq names its product zinc finger-containing ubiquitin peptidase 1-like. NCBI's taxonomy places the organism in Eukaryota, Metazoa, Arthropoda, Malacostraca, Decapoda, Portunidae. The transcript has 11 exons. The record is from RefSeq and is a predicted model, not a curated record. Bases 167 to 2056 code for a protein of 629 amino acids.
AACCGAAGGAAGAAAAUGGGAAGCCUCAAACAGCUGAUGGCAGACAGGCACCUCGAAAAUCAAUGACGAGUGGACGCCGGUGAUUCUUUCUCAACAUUUCUAACAUUGAGGGAGAGUGAGGGACGAGCCAGCACUGCCCGUCCGCCCACACUCCUGUCGAUCCAGGAUGGCGGCCAAGAUGCCUCAGGAGACGUUGUACUCCUGUGAGGUGUGCGGGCUGGAGGGCCUGGCUGAUGAAGACCUGCGUUCCCACAUGCUGUUAGUGCACCUGCCGGGCACCACUGCCUGUCCCUUCUGUGACCUGGAGGACAUCACUGCACCAGAGAUGGUCUACCAUGUCAACUCAGCUCACUUGGACUACCUCAGUCCGCAAGAUGAAGACCUGGACGACGACUUGCUGAUGGUGACCAACGGCUAUGGCGAGCAUCCUGAGACGCCAGUGGAGGCUCGUAACGGCCUAGAUAACCGCCGGGUGCCUCUCAUCAACAUUGACAAUGAUGAUGGCGAUGGCUACAAUGCCAACGUGAGCCCUGCCCAUGGCAAAGGUGGCAACAGCCGGGGCUCCCCCUCCCGGGCUCAGCUCUCCCUCAACCUCAACCAGCGGGGUCCUCAGAGUGCCCAUCCCAGCCAGAGUCCAGCGGGUGUAACUGCCUGUCCCAUCUGUGGCCUGCAGGAGACCUCAGCACAGAGACUGGAGGAGCAUGUCAACAGGGCACACUUUGACCUCACCUCACCUUCCUUCCCCGCCAUCACACCUCGUCAGGAGGUGGUGCUCACCUGUCCCCUUUGCAUGAAACAGUUUGAGUCAACACCAGACCUGGAGCUGCAUGUGAACAUCCAACACAAGGACAUUCUCAGCCCAGCCAAGUCAGAAGUGUGCUCUCCUGAGGAUCAGGUGUUAGAGGAGGAGGAAGAGGAGGAGGUGGGUGCAUGUCCAGUGUGCAGCAGGGUGGGUUUCACUUCACAGGGUGAUCUUGCUGCCCACAUUGACACCCACUUUUCUCGCACUCCUUCCAUUGUGACCCCAGAUGAAGGUGGGUGGGAGAGGCGACUGGUGACUGAGCUAGAGAAACAGGAGAAGGAAGUCCAGCGCAUGAGAGAACAGCAGGAGUUCUCGUUGCUUAGGGCUCAGUAUGGGAUGGACAAUGAGGGGAACUUCUCACAGCAGAGCCUGAGCAACAUGCAGCGUGCUGUAUAUGCAGGAGAGAUGACCGUGGCAGACUACUAUGAGCGUCAAAUAGAACUCAAGAUUGCUGAGAAGAAUGGCGUUGAUGAUGCCCGCUCUUGCACCAAAGGGCUUCUGGGGCCAGUGCGGGUGGUGAGCGAUGGCACCAACAAUGUGAAGGCAACCUACCUGUGUACCACCGUGGAUCACUAUGGCUCAACCUAUGGGGACAGAGGCUGGGGCUGUGGAUACAGAAACAUCCAGAUGCUGCUGAGUUCUUUGCAACACCACACAGGCUAUUAUGCUCGCCUUUUCUCAGGGCCAAACAUGAUGCCUUCUAUCUCACAGAUACAGAAGCUCAUUGAACAGGCCUGGCGGAAUGGCUUUGAUCUUCAGGGUUGUGAGCAGCUCGGGGGAAAGCUUUCCAACACACGCAAGUGGAUUGGUGCCACAGAGGUUGUCACAUUACUUUCCUCCUUUAGGAUAAAGUGCCAGCUUAUUGAUUGUCAUCGGCCGACGGCCCCAGAUGGCACCCACCCUGAACUGUUUGGUUGGUGCCUUGAUUACUUCUCAAGUCAGGCUGAGUUCAGGCCUCCCAUCUACCUCCAGCACCAAGGCCACAGCCGCACCAUCAUUGGAGUGGAGCAGCUGGGUGGUACUGAGGGUGGUGUGCGGCUGCUGGUGUUGGAUCCAUCACACUCCCCUGCUCAAGUCUCCCAACUCUUACACACCCAGACUGCUCCAUCUGCUAUGAGACUGUUACGCAAGCCUCUUUCCAGUAUGAGGGCCAAACAAUACCAGAUGGUGGUGGUGGCGGGACUUAUGCAGACAGAAAUAGAGUAUAAGCAAAGCAAGGUUCUUCAAGCAGCUAUUCGUAUACCAAAGGAUUGAAAUUAACUUAGCUAACUAGCAAACCAAGAAAGCAAACCCUUCAAAGUGAUAUUUAUACCUAACAUUACCUGAAGGUGGAGUAGCAGGAGUAGGAGGAGAAGGAGUGGAUGAGAGGACACUCACUGCCACUCACAACAAGUCACAUGUGAUAUGCUGCCACUAGUGUUUUGUAAACAAUUUGUUUGCCUGUAGCUGCCUUGGACAAUGGGUGUGAAGACAUUGGGUGUGUGUGUCUAGAAAAUGAAGGAUGUCAUGGUGCAGUCAUGGAGAGACUCUAAAUGUGAAUGUGUGUGAGUGUGCAUGUCUUAGCAGUGGUAAAGGAAGUGAAAUGCCCCGAUGAGGGGUUUGGAGAAAGGGUGUGUGUAUGAGUGUGUGUACAUAUGCACAUAUGUUGGGAGUGCAAGAAUUGACAGAGGACACAUUCCCCACUUGUAGACUAGUGGGACAUCUGUGAUGGUGGGACCAGAAAAUUAAGCCAUUUGAGGAGUCUUAUGUAUCAGGAGUCUGUUUACUGUGAUGGUGUGAAAGAGAAGAGUAGAGUAGUGUGAACUGAAAGAGUUAAAGAAGCAGAAGAAAAAGAAAUAGAAUGAAAAUAGAGACCAACCAUGAGAUCACCAGUUAUUCCCAGUUUAUCAGUGAUGUUAAAAUGUGCACCAUACUACCGGAAAAUGGCGUAGCACAAGAAAAGUCAGACAAACAGAAGACCCAAGCCAUACCCGAAACAAUUCAUGGCCGUGAGUGAAUCAGCCCAAGUGGUGAACAUUUGGCUGGUACACACACAAGGCAGUGUUAAAGGAGAUCACAGUGUAUAGUUAGGAAAGUGUGUAUUGGGAACUAUUCUAGUCUAAGGUUUAUGACCUCAACUGAUCCAUCCAAACUCAUAUUUAGCUCUCUUGCAUGUGGGUCCUUACACAGGCUUCCCUUUGGUCAAUUACAAAUCCUGGGAGAGGGAGAGGAAAGCCCAGCACCUGAAGCAUUAUCUGUGCUUCAUCAGUGUAAAAAGUUAAAUUUUCUACUUUCUCCAUAAGAGCAAGGGUAUAAAGUAUGCUUUAGCUCUAAUGAUAUGACCCUUGAAUACCAACAAUAUUGCUCUCUGUUAUUAGCUACCCUGAUAAAAAUGGACCAUUUUCUAUCAUUCCCACUUUAAGAUCUCUUGUUAAGACCAAGAUCUGUGGCCAGUGUUAGGGCCUCACAUUGCUGUAUGCUACUCGUACAUACUAUUUAGAAUCUUAUAGAGGACUUUAAGCUCCCCACAGACUUGCCACUUUUAUUGUCUUGCAUUUACUCCUUGGUUGCCUGAAGAGCACAUAUCAGCUACUUCCUUUCAGUGCUAUGUUGAGGUUGUUGGCUGUGACAAGUGUCAGACAGAUCACUCAGGUGAGGUGUGAAGGUCCUGCUGUGGUUUUAGUGUUAGCAGCAGUGAUACUUCAGCCUCCAGUGCUGGUCUUGGUGUGUUGGUUCACAGAGGUUUGCCUGUAUCCUUAGUUCUUGUAUCAGAGAGAAGUGCCUGGGUAGACUCAAUUGAAAGACUAAGGGAACAGUUUAGAAAGAGAGAGCUUGUAGGUGUGUGUGCAUGAGCAUGUGUGUACAUAUGUAUAUGUGAAAGAGAGAGAGAGAGAGACUGACUGCCUUCACUCACUAUGCCUCAAGAUAACAAACAUCGUCAGUGACUCAGAUAAUUUCAGAAUUUGUACCACACCUGUUACAAAGUAAGAAAGACUAUAUGUGUAGAACAGUGAUUCUCAAAUUUCAGAUUAGGAUAACACACUGAAAGAUGUGACAUGUAUAAAUCUGUAACUUAAAAGCUGAAGAUCUUACAAAAUGUAGCGAUAAAACCACUGGAUUAGCUGCUUUGUGAUGAGGAGGUGACACAUUAAAGGCCCAAAUUCUUGUUUGUAUACAUAUUGAAGAAGAUUAUGCAGCACAUUGAAAUAUUUUGUGUACAGUUUGAGAACCACUGAUGAAGGGGAUUUCUCAAUGAUCUAACAAAAAAAUGGAUGUGGUAAGCAAUACAUAUACUGUAUAUCACGGAUAUUUUACAGUUACCAUAAUCAACACUGAAUCCACAGUGAGGAGAUAAGGAUAAUUAGUAUUAGUAAUUUCAAUUCAAUAGUGAUAGGAAGACUCUUCAAAGUUAAUUUACUUAAUGUUGCAUAUUACAUACCUGCAAUCAGUCUCUCAUUUAUUACCUGAGAUGGAAGGUAAGGCUGAUAUUGACAACGAGUUUAAGAGAUAAUAGAAUUGUUUUUAGCCUUGAGUGUGAAUGCAUAACUUGUUGCCUGUGUGCAUGUAGAGUCACCUUACAAUACAAUUACUUUGGUGGAAAUUUGGUGAUAUUAUUAUGUUUUGGUUAUGGCCUUGUACAGUGUUGCUCUAUUUGUGUGUGUGUGUGUGUGUGUGUGUGUGUGUGUGUGUGUGUGUGUGUGUGUGUGUGACUCCUCUUGAAUGUUGUUAUUCUUGUUACUCUAACAGUAAAGGGCUUUCAUAAUGGUCCCAAGUCUUCAACAGCAGGGCUCUCUUCUUCAUUGCACACACACACACACACACACACACACACACACACACACACACACACACACACACACACACAUCACAUCACAUCACAUCACAUCACAUUACAUCACAUUCUACAUUGAUUUUCUGUUUUUCAUUUGAUUAUUGUAUUUGGAUCAAAUUUAUUUGAUCAGCUGUAUGCCAGGCUGAUAUCUGCCCUAAAGGAGGGAAAGCUAUGACAAGGCAUCUCUAUAGGCUAGCUACGUACUUACAAUUACAGGUAUGCUUACCCAUCCCAGAUUUUCUUCUUCCUCAUAUUAUUAUUUGUAAUUAUGCUUAUUAUUGUUAUCAUUAUUAUUAUUAUUAUUAUUAUUAUCAUUAUUAUACUAUUAUUUUAUUAUUAUUGCUAUCAUUGUUAUUUUAAUCAUCAUCAUCAUCACCACCAGCUCAUCUGUGGUAGGGAACACACUGCAGCACUACACCAUUUAAGGUCAUGUAGGAAGAAUAGUAGUACUAUAAUCCCUACAUAUAAACACAAAUGAGGAUGCUGACAGUCACUAAUCACCUUUAAAGCGUAGCUAUGUUUGCCAGGUACUAUAUAGAUGAUACAUUGUCACUAUUAGUGUGCAUUAUUAAUGACUAUUAGUUCUAUUACCACCACCCCGACUUUCAACACACACACACACACACACACACACACACACACACACACACACACACACACACACACACACUCAAACCUUCACUGGUCAUGUAGGGUGAUCAAGCAAUGUUGCAUAUCAGUCUGUUUCAGUUAAUACUACUUUGAUAUUGUAAGCUGUUAGGUAUUGGUUUGAGAGGUGGUCAUGCAAGUAGAGCUGUAGGAAUCAAAGUGGAUGGAAGUGAUCUUGUAGAAUCAUGAUAUGUAAAGUAAUAGUUGUAGUACCCUACUUAAUUGUAAUAGCAAUGAUUUCUUCAAUAUUUUGAUCAUUAUAAUACAUUUGUUUUUAAAGAGCAGUCCCUGUAGAUACAUCAGUGGUAUACCAAAGAAAUUAAUAUAAAAUUAUACUAUAAGUUAAAGUAGAAUGAUCUUUAAUGUUUUAAUCUUACAUGUUUAGUACAUUAAUGCCUUACUGGUUUCAAUCUUACAUGUUUAGUACAUUAAUGCCUUACUGGUUUCAAUCUUACAUGUUUAGUACAUUAAUGCCUUACUCUAUGACUCAUUUAAGAUUCAUCUGUAAGAUUUUAUUUUGGAAUAUUUCUAGUGUAAUGUCUUAUUAUGAUGUACCUUACUUUAAGCAUGUAUGUAUAAAUUGAUCGCCACAUUCUGUGUGCAGAAGGUUGUCACAAAGGAAUUUACUGAAGACUCCAUUAUCAUCAUCAUAGGUUCUCAAGACAGAUACACACAAGCAGUGUCUUUUAAUACAUACUCUGUUAAUGACUUUAUGGUAAAUCAUCAUUACAGUAAGUUUAUUCAAGUCAGAUAAGUCAUUUCUCAUUUUCUUAUAUAAAUAUCUUUUGAUUGUUGUACCUUGUGAAUGACUCAUUGUGUAAAGCAUCAUGAAGGCAAAACAUUUAAUUUCAGAUGUCAUUCCCUAUUUUCAUGAAUGCAUAACAGUUCAAUUAUUGUGUGCUGUUUUUUUUUUUUUUUUUUUUUUUUUUUUUUUUUUUUUUUUCUUGAUUCAGUUACCAUAAAGAAUACUCACUCAGAAGAGGUAGAAUACUGUACCUCCAGAAAGAGCUUAUGUAUGUCUGUCUUGAUGCAGUUGUUAGGGCCAAGAAAUGAGACAACAAGUAUGCAUAGCAUCUACAGUCAUGUACAUACUUAUCAGUGGCUGGAUGUGCAGUAUUUGUUGACUCUUGGGGUAGUAUGUAAGUUGUGCUAGUUGAUGAAGAAUACACCUCUGUGCCACGGCAUUCCUGUGGAGGAGGACCUGUACUAGUGUGUCUUGGUGUUGGGUGCAUGUACAGUCCUCACCUCCCUGGGCUGGACACCUCUUAAUACUGAAUUACACUGUCAGUCACAUCAAUUUUUCUGUAUGUUGCAAAAUCAGCAGUAUAUUGUUUAUUGUCUAUAGUUGUUGCUACUACUACUACUACUGCUACUGCUACUGCUAUUGCUACUGUUACUGUUACUGUUACUACUACUACUACUACUACUACUACUACUACUACUACUACUACUACUACUACUACUACUACUACUACUACUACUACUACUACUACUGCUGUUGGGUUCUUGUUUAGCAUUACAUAGAAACAGGUUUUGAACAACGGUGAUGAUCUCUUUAAUCAUAUCAUAAAGUCAGUGUGUAAUGAUUUUUUUUUUUUUUUUUCAUGUUGAUUAUCACUGAAUGUUUGGUCUUCAUCAGUAACUGUGCUGGGUGACCAGGCAGCCUUACUUGACAUUGAUAGCUCCAGGUACAGAUGAAUAAGAACAAUGAAUAGUUACAAAGUUGGAUGAGUUAUGUGAAGCCCAGAGUUGAUGUGAGGACCCUAUAAGCACUCUGUAAAUGAAGCAAAGAGGAGGAGAAGGAGCUGUACUAUGACAUAAAGGACCUUGUUGCCUUGCUGGGAGGGGGAAUGGGGAAGCUGAGGCCUUUAUAGCAAGUAUGAUCCUAUUCUUACAUUAGAAAAAAAGCUAAGAAAUGUUGUUGCCACCUUGUUAACACAAUCAAAAUCGAAAGGGGGAGGGAUGGGAAGCACGAUAAUUUAUGGUUUUAGAUCCUGCAGUGAGAUGAGUUUUCCAUGUACACUGGUCAGUCAUCAGCAUUUAGUCAUGAUUUAUUCUCCAAAGGUGUCAAGUGAGUUCAUAUACAGUGUUUCUGUAGGUUAAGGGGGAGACAAUUACUGGGCUUCCUUUGGUGUGUUGCUUCAGUACCAGAUGACCCAGAGGACUGCUAUUCAGACAGCCUCCUCCACCAGUGUAAUGAAUAGUGAUGUGUAUGUAGGUCAAGAUCUUCCUUUGAUACUGUAAUAUAGUGUCUGCCACUCCAUCUUCACAGGGUCUCUUCAAUGCUGCCAAGAAAUCCACCAAAGGAAAGUUGUAUUUAGGGAUUUAUUUUUGCAAGACCAACCAAGGUGUCUUUAUCCAAUACUUUCACAGGCGAGGCAUGACUUUCUGCUUUGUUACAUUUCUGUGAGUAAAUACUACUUGUGAUUUGUGUCGCCAGCUCAACAGUUAUAAGUUGAAGGAGGGUUAUCUGUCAUAUUUCACCAUUUGCAAGUACAAUAAAUCUAUUAAAACACUGAUGUCACAUGCUGUUUUUGUGCAUUAUCUGCAGACUGACUGCAAAGUAAAGCACCUAUGCAUGUGUAAGAGUUAAAAACAUUCUUUGGAAAAAGGUUUUAUCUUGAUUCAUGGGAACUGUAUAUGGCUUCAAAAUUACCAAUAGUUGAUUGAAAUGUUGAACAUCUUUCUUGCACAGAUUGAAGGUUUUGGAUAGGAAAAUAAAUUUGUCAGUUACUGUUGUAUUUGAUCAGCAACAGCAGUUUCAGCUUGGUGAUGUGGUUACUUGUGAACAAUGAUAUCCCUGAUGUGUGUCUGUGUUUGUGUGUUGCUGCACACACACAAACAUACACACACACAAACACUGAAUUUCAAGGUAUCAAGAUGUUGCUCAUCAGUUUCACUCAGACCUAUUGCACUGGGAAAUUAAUUUGGAGUUAAAUAAAAGUGAUAAUGAAU